Molecule: messenger RNA, 3147 nt
Organism: Eublepharis macularius
Lineage: Eukaryota; Metazoa; Chordata; Lepidosauria; Squamata; Eublepharidae
Gene: ETS1
Product: ETS proto-oncogene 1, transcription factor
Exons: 8
Coding region: 249-1574 (441 amino acids)
Biological process (GO): cell differentiation; regulation of transcription by RNA polymerase II
Cellular component (GO): nucleus
Molecular function (GO): sequence-specific DNA binding; DNA-binding transcription factor activity, RNA polymerase II-specific
Source: RefSeq, a predicted model, not a curated record
CGCCCCGGCAGAAAGAAGGGAACGCGGAAGGGAGAGCCCCAGAGCCCGUCGGGCCGCGCCGGAGGAGGAGGGAAGGCGAGCGAGGCGGCCCCGAGAGCCGGCCGGGCGGAGGAAUCGUGCUCGCGUCGCCCCAACUUUACGCGCGGGAGAGGCGCGCGGGGCGGGGGCGCUUGCCCAGCCCAGGCCCCCGGGAACCCCCCAGGCAGCCCUUCGCCGCGCCGCGCCGCGCCGCGGGAGACUCGCUCGCCAUGAAGGCGGCCGUGGACCUGAAGCCCACCCUGACCCUCAUCAAGACGGAGAAAGUCGACGUGGAUCUCUUCCCUUCUCCGGAUAUGGAAUGUGCAGAUGUGCCUUUGUUAACUCCGAGCAGCAAAGAAAUGAUGUCACAGGCAUUAAAAGCCACUUUCAGCGGCUUUGCGAAGGAGCAGCAACGCUUGGGAAUUCCCAAAGAUCCGCAGCAGUGGACGGAGACCCACGUACGGGACUGGGUGAUGUGGGCAGUGAACGAGUUCAGUCUGAAGGGUGUGGACUUCCAGAAGUUCUGUAUGAACGGAGCUGCCUUGUGUGGCCUAGGCAAAGACUGCUUCAUUGAACUGGCGCCAGACUUCGUAGGAGAUAUCCUCUGGGAACACCUGGAGAUCCUGCAGAAAGAGGAGAUAAAGCCAUACCCAGUGAACGGCGUGAACCCCGCUUAUCCGGAAUCCCGCUAUACAUCAGAUUACUUCGUUAGUUAUGGUAUUGAGCAUGCUCAGUGUGUUCCUCCCUCAGAGUUCUCAGAGCCCAGUUUCAUCACAGAGUCUUACCAGACACUCCAUCCAAUCAGCUCGGAAGAGCUCCUGUCCCUCAAAUACGAGAACGACUACCCGUCCGUCAUCCUUCGUGACCCAGUGCAGAUGGACGCCUUGCAGACAGACUACUUCACAAUUAAGCAGGAAGUUGUAACUCCGGACAACAUGUGCAUGGGGCGCGCCAGCCGAGGCAAACUCGGUGGCCAGGAUUCCUUUGAGAGCAUAGAGAGCUACGACAGUUGUGACCGGCUGACACAGUCCUGGAGCAGCCAGUCAUCCUUCCAGAGUCUACAACGCGUCCCUUCUUAUGACAGCUUUGAUUCCGAGGACUACCCAGUUGCCUUGCCCAAUCACAAGCCCAAGGGCACUUUUAAGGACUAUGUUCGAGACCGAGCCGACAUGAACAAGGACAAGCCUGUCAUCCCUGCUGCUGCCCUGGCUGGCUACACAGGUAGUGGACCUAUUCAACUGUGGCAAUUCUUGCUGGAGCUUCUCACGGAUAAGUCCUGUCAGUCCUUUAUCAGCUGGACAGGUGACGGUUGGGAAUUCAAGCUCUCCGAUCCUGAUGAGGUUGCAAGAAGAUGGGGCAAGAGGAAAAACAAGCCAAAAAUGAACUACGAGAAAUUGAGCCGUGGAUUGCGCUAUUACUAUGACAAGAACAUAAUCCACAAGACUGCAGGAAAACGGUACGUUUACCGUUUUGUGUGCGAUCUGCAGAGCUUGCUGGGGUACACGCCAGAGGAGCUCCAUGCCAUGUUGGAUGUCAAACCCGAUGCCGACGAAUGAAUGGAAGACUUGGACUGGAAAGAAAAUCCUUGCGGAAAAUCCCGUGUGUCCAUCUAGAAAACCUAUUGGACUUUUAACAUGUAUUGUUCCUUUUUCACUGCCAUGAUUUUCCUUUAAAAAGAAACUCAAAAUUUGCAUUGGCGGCACAGGGAUGGGAUAUACUAAGCUUUUAGAUGAAACUGUGACAUAGUUUUAUUUGGGAGGAGGGAGAAAGAGCUUUCACAUGAAUGUUUUUGAAGAGUUUUAUAGGAGGAUGAAAUUUUAAAAGUCUGGAAAAUAAGAGCUUAAAAGUUGUUUUCUAAAACCACCCUGUUGCAAUUAUUUAAUGCAUUUAUUAAUCAGCCACAAUCUGGUGUCAUAGCUGACAAUCCACCAGGUUGAAAGUCUCCCAAGGAAAGGUUUUUGGGAGAGCAAGGAGGAUAGCCCAAGGGCACAGAAUGUUCUGUACCGCAGGGAAAACAUGUCAGAAUAACCAAUAACUGUGGUCCUAGCUAACUUUGCAUUUCAGAAAGGCAAAUUUUUGUCAGGAGGGACCAAAUCUUUUUUUUUAUUAUUUGUAAAAAAAAAUAUUUUAUUAAAUUUUGUGCCAGUAUUUUUUUGAAAAAAAUAGUCUUAAGCUCUAAGAUGGUCUCAGUAUUGCAAUAUUGUGUAUUGUUUGUUUUUGUUAUGACAGCUGCAAGUUUUAUCUGCAUUGAGGAAAAGAUGACAGAAUUGAUGCAGACCCCACCAGAAACAGAUAGAUGUAACGGCUUUGAUCGAAAAUCAAGAUCAAACCAGGGGAUGAAAUAAUAUGGUUGUUAGCGUUGGAGCCUCCUGCACUUUACUGUAUUUUUCUGUCUCUUGAGCCAGUGGAUCUGGAUUUGGAGUAAGGGUCCAUAGCUCAGUGGUAAAGCACAGACUUUGCAUGCAUACAACCUCCUGGUUUACACAGAGGAUCUCAGGAUAUUGGCUUGGGAAAGACCAUUGCCAGAAAUACUGGCAAAUCACACCUGCUUAAGGAUAAAGCAGCAUUCUUUGUCCAUGUGUUUGGGUCAACAAUUUCAUCCCUACAACGGGAUUUUAUUGAGUUUUUCUCCACAUUUCUCAAUUCUUUCCAAAAUAGUUUAGAGCAAAAGUUUUUUUAAAAAAAAAUUCCAGUAUUGAAAAUUAAGAUUGUUUCAUCCCUCAACGCGGUGAAUGAGCUAAAUCACAGUCCAGUUCUAAGGAGAUAGAUCAAGAUGGGUAGCCGUGUUAGUCUGUGUGUAGCAGAAAAGAGCAAGAGUCCAGUAGCAACUAUAAGACUAACAAAAUUUGUGGUAGGGUAUGAGCUUUUGGGAGUCACAGGUCACUUCAGUAUCUCACAAAAGCUCCAUACCCUACCACAAAUUUUGUUAGUCUUAUACGUGCUACAAGACUCUUGCUCUUCUCUAAUUCUAAGGAGAAUAACAUCCCUCUAACCUCAUUGACUUUAAUUUGUCCAUCACCUAUCUAUUGUUGGCCAUUGGUUCACUAGCUGACAGGAAGAAUUGUUAACUGAGACCCAAGCUACAAGUGACGCCUUACACAGGUUGGACACUUGUCAGCUUCCCUCAAG